Colletotrichum scovillei is the source of this 3163-nucleotide messenger RNA. Its product is annotated as enolase-phosphatase E1. Lineage: Eukaryota; Fungi; Ascomycota; Sordariomycetes; Glomerellales; Glomerellaceae. Bases 460 to 1185 code for a protein of 241 amino acids. Gene Ontology annotation, molecular function: acireductone synthase activity; magnesium ion binding. The transcript is spliced from 3 exons. The record is from RefSeq and is a predicted model, not a curated record.
CACACACACACACACACACACAACUUACAAGGCGCACCUCGCACCAACUCUCACCUGCAACGGGCAGCCAUACGGCAAAUCUGCAGGUCUGCAACCGCGUUUUCCCGUUCCGGCCCUACUUGAUUUCCGGACGCUGGCUUGACCGCCUUCUUCUAAUCUCCCGCCGUCACAACCUUCAUGCAUGAACUAGCUAGCGCCUGUCAACCUGCCUCCGUUGAAUUGCGGAAAGCUCGAAUUGAGAAGUAAACAGUUCUUGGAAACGCCGCUGAAGGAUUCCAAUCUGGAAGCGAGAAGAGACAAUCGCAAAGAGGAAAAAAAAAAGUCUGCUCGCGCGUCGCGCCCCCGAGGCUCACCGUCUCGACGUGUCACUUCGGGAAAUAAUUUUUUCUCUCUCCCUGCUGCCUCACCUUGUCACGACAACGCACAAUACCAAGUUUCUUUCUUUAGACAGCUCACACAAUGGCCCACAGCCUCGGCGCUAUUAGUGUCGUAUUGCUCGAUAUCGAAGGAACCGUUUGUCCCAUAUCCUUCGUCAAAGAUGUGCUGUAUCCGUAUGCCGUCGAUGCCCUUCCGGCUACCCUAGACAAGCAAUGGAACAAUCCCGAGUUUGCAGUCUACCGCAAUGCGUUCCCUGAAGACUGUGUGUCUGAUCGAUCAGUCUUCGAGACGCAUUUCCGCGACCUUGUCAAACGCGAUGUCAAGGCAUCGUACCUCAAGGCCCUCCAGGGUUACCUCUGGAAAGAGGGCUACAAGUCGGGUGAAAUCAAAGCGCCUCUCUUUCCGGAUGUCGCUGAACGUCUUUUGUCCUGGAAGGACGCCGGCCUACGCCUCGUCAUCUACUCCUCAGGCUCUGUUCCAGCCCAAAAGCUCUUCUUUGGCUACACAGAUGCUCAGCCGGCGGACUUGACGCCUGUCAUCUCGGGCUGGUUCGACACGGUCAACGCCGGCCUCAAGACUGAGCCCGGCAGUUAUGCCUCAAUCCUGUCAAACUUCACCGACACCAAGCCUCAGGAAUGGCUCUUCCUCAGUGACAAUCCCAACGAAGUCACAGCCGCAAUCAAGGCCGGAAUGCAGAGCAUUCCCGUCGUCCGCCCCGGCAACGCUCCACUCCCGGACGACCUGAGCCCAACGUUGCAGCCGAUCAGAGACUUCAACGAACUCAAGGGCCUUGGAUCAAAACACUGAUACGCGACUAACUUGGCUUGCGGGGUACCCGACGACGAGUGUUGCUCCUAGACUUUGGUAGCGCUAUUGGAGACCUGCCGGCAUGGAAACGCCUCGAAUACAGUCUGCAUCCGGUGAACACCAUCUUCAGCUUUCCCAUCUCCGUCGACUGCCCAAUUCCACAUCUCUUGUCCCGUCCAUGCCAUCCCUUACUCUCCAAGCAAAGUCUGUUCUAGAUGCCCAUCGCCCAUUCCUCGGCUUCAGACACGUGGGAUCUCAUACCUAGCUUUACCCGCAACAGCUGAUAAGAGACCGGAAACGAGAUGGCCAAUUUGAGAAACAGGCAGGUCGAAGCUGUUUCCAUUGGAGCUCGAGACCUUGACGCCCCAUCCAGACGCCAGAGGGCCCGCGGCAGCCGACCAAGUCCAUGUUUUGUCUCGCAUGAAUUGCCGAUUGAUCCAGAUGUAGGACAUGGACUCGUCCGUCCCGUGGAAGGCAGGUGAAAGCAGCCGCGGCGGCCCAUCGCUUGCAACGGGCGCUUGCCAAAUGCCCGGACGGUGGGGUUCAUCUUGGGCUCGUCGUACCGAUUACAUUCAUCCCACAAUAUAGGUCAUUGUUGGCUUAUUGGAAACGUGACUUCUUCGAGGCGUCCAAACGGAAGCGAGAAUAUGGACGAUCGCAUGUCGAUCGCUGUGAGGGGAGAACGCUUGGAACUUACACCACCUCAAGGCCCGCCUCGCCGUCUGAUCUACCAGUAUUGCCCCCAAAAAGGCAGCCAGAAUCGUGAUUGGGCCCCAUCUUUGAUCACAAUGGCAACAGUGAUGUCCCGUUUUCAACGGACUUGAUGAUCUGCUAGCCGGCUCCCUGGGCCGAAAAGUUGAUCCAAUCUAGCAGCAUGCAAUCAUGAAUCCUUCAGUGUGAUUGUGAAGUUGUUACGAUUCAUGCCCGGGUUGAGCUCCUUCUUAGCAAACAAGGGCAACGGUUUGCUUGGAGCAUUUGCCCUCUUCCAGAAUGAAUAGACCAGCUUGUUGGUGGCCUUCCCCUCAAGUUGGACGUAUCCCAAGGCCGUCAUGAUCUCAACCAACCGAUCCUGAGAGAAAUAGCGUGAGUUAUCAACACAGCUCCGAGGGAGGACCAAGAAUAGUGAGGGAAACAGGGCGCGAGUAGCAUCCGAUAGAUCGUCUCCGGGCUGGCGGAGAAAUGAAAGCGUGCGGAGAAGCAUCUCACCACGUAGUGAGUGGUCAGGAACGUAGUUGACAACCAAGCUGAGUGAGAUGAUGUCAAACCGAUCCGAGUCGUCCAUUGGUAGCGGUCGCUCCAUGAAAUCCUGCUGAAGGAUGCCCGCCCGUUGGCUGUUGAGGUCGAUGAGAGUCAUUUCGAAGAAGCCGCUCUUGGAGCAAGCGUUGUCAGUACUGAGAGCGCCCACUUCGAGCAUUCGCAAUCGGCGAUGCGCCCCGCCCUCGCUCUUCCCCUCACUCCGAGUGUCCUUGGACUUCAAUGGCUGCACAUCGGCUGAUCGCAGCCAGUCCAGGAGGACUCUCGAGCUGUCUCCGCCGCGAUCUACUCGUUGGCCUUGGAGACUGGCUCGCUGGUACUCCUCGAGCCCUCCGAGGGCAGAAAUUUCGGCUGCAACCACUGCUGCCUCCCUCUCAUCAUUCCGAGCCAGUGCUUGCUGGCGCUUCUUCUGCAAGGUGUGAUGAGUGUUGAUAAGCGUUCUGGUCUCUUUGCGAGAUAUGGACUUUGCUUUUUUGAUAGUGGGAGGGCGGCCUCUGGACAACAGCUUAUUGGCGGGCUUGGUCCUUCCCAUAUUUCUGACGCUUGCUUCGGGGUUUUGGAGGGAGAAGAGCGAUUAGAGCGAGGAACAAGGGGACUUCGAUUUGCGCUUCCGGGUCGCGUACGUUGAGUAAGCUUUGGAUAUUUUCAAUGAGAUCAAUAUCAAAGUCGACAUAGCAUUGGGGUUUUUUUUUUCUUUCCUUGCUCGAAGAGUGUAAGUCGAGCG